This is a messenger RNA of Strongylocentrotus purpuratus (purple sea urchin), 5099 nucleotides long. It is a transcript of the gene nfe2l1, whose product is annotated as nuclear factor erythroid 2. Gene Ontology annotation, biological process: regulation of transcription by RNA polymerase II. The coding region runs from base 834 to 3140 and encodes 768 amino acids. Gene Ontology annotation, cellular component: nucleus. Gene Ontology annotation, molecular function: DNA-binding transcription factor activity, RNA polymerase II-specific; RNA polymerase II cis-regulatory region sequence-specific DNA binding. NCBI's taxonomy places the organism in Eukaryota, Metazoa, Echinodermata, Echinoidea, Camarodonta, Strongylocentrotidae. The transcript has 4 exons. The record is from RefSeq and is a predicted model, not a curated record.
UUUUAGAAUCGGAGAUUGACCCCGUGGCGUGCGCAUGUGUGUUGUCUACUACCGGGUGAAUUCCAUUAGAACGAAGAAGAGCCUCUGUUUCUGAGUCGAGAAGAUCUUGUUUCAGUGCUUUAUUUUCUUUGUCUUAUUACUGGAGAGUGAUUUCUGCAUUCAUAUGAGGACUGUCAUUAUACCGGAAUGCAGUUAUCAAGAAAUGCUAGGUGACAGAUUCCUAUUUAUUAGAAAGAAUAUUGGCGAAGGAGUGCCGGUAAAGUUCUUCGACGGUAUGAGUCGUCAGUUUUUGUGUGAUUAGUCUGCUUCUCGACGUUUAGAUACGUAACCACCGCGAAACCAUUUGUUCCUUUGCCUGGAUUUGGAAUGGAGUCGGGCUAGAAGAUUUAUUUGCUUUACUUGUAAAAGUAAUAAUAGCAUUUUUAUUGAACACAUAGACCACUAUACAUUUUCUGCAUCGUCAGUAAACAUUGUAGGAACAUUUUGAAGGCCUGAUUAUGCUCAGGAAGUUGUUGGCGUUAAUCUAAAUUUCCUUUGAGGAAACAAAGAAGUGUCCAUAUUUUGUGCGUGUCGUACCGGUAACGUCCAGCCACACACAUGGAUGAUGCACUGUAUGAACUGCGCUCGCUAGCUGUGCAUUAGUCGGGCAACACACUGAGCUGACCUGCGUUCGUUGUUUAUUGUUUUAAACAAAGGGAUUGGACACUUUGUCUUUGCAGUUGUUGAGGCACUGCUUUUUAUUUGAGGGUUGCUACACAGCUGUAAUUCAGCCCUAUUUGUGUGUAUGUUCUCUCUGACUCUGAUUCCUGAAGAGGAGCAAGACUUCUUUCAAAAUGAUUCAGAAGAAACUUCCAUACGAAUCAAUGCUAGCGAUAGCAUUGAUGUUGAGUGUUCUUCGAUUGGAUUGGACAGGCUACUUAGGAGAAGAUAUUUUGGUUACUAACUCAAGAUUUCACGAUACAAUUGUGGGACCCAGUGUAGGGCUGACAGAAACACAAUUUCAUAAUUUAUAUAAUUCAGCUGGACAAACUCAUUCAAAAAAUAUUAUUACAGACUCAUUUUAUUAUAAUCGGUCAGUGUUUAGAGAACUUGAUUCACUCUAUGAAGGAAUUUCAUCUAUAACCAGCUCAAGAAGGAGAGUUGAAGUGACAACAUUUUUGCUAGAUCAAUUGGAGUCCAAUGAUCGAUCGAAUGGGCAAGUGAUGGUCGCACAACAACCCACAAACCCAACAAAUAACCAUGUCAACAACAAUAUGAAUAGUGGAAACCUUGAACAGCCCAUGCAUCAUGAUAGUGAAAGUGAUGAAGGUUUUGAAGAGAUGGAUACAGGAGUGGAAGGUGCUGUAGGGCAGUCUCAUUCUGUCUCCCCUACACCUUCAGAUGAGCUGAGUAUUGAGGACAUGGACUUGAUUGAAAGCCUAUGGAGACAGGAUAUUGAUAUGGGAGUUUGUCCUGAGACCUACCCUUACAAGACAGACCUCAAACCAGGCUUUACUGAGGACCUCAAGAAACAAGGCCUAGACCAAUGGGAUUACAACUACAACAUAGAUGGAGAGACAGGAGAGUAUGUUGCUGGUCCUCGACAAGACUUUGGAGAAGAAGUCCAACGAACAGUCCAACCUCAAGAGCCACUUCCUUGCUCUCAGCCCCAACAAGACGCACAGCCUCAGCAAGAUAGCAGUCUCUCAUUGGAAGACUGCUUACAGCUCUUAGAAGACGAGUAUUCACCAGACACAGCACAAACUGAACUUUCCCCUGGGCUUAGUCAGCAAGAAACAGAACAGCGAUGGCAUGACCUUGCCACUAUUCCGGAACUUCAAGGUAGUAUUCCUGAGCUACUGCCAACCACCCCUACUCUGAACAACACACAAGAAGGGUACUCCACUCCCCAACAGCUUUUUAUCCCACCAGUGGCUAAUGUCACUGGGAGUCUGGUUCCAGAGGUCACUGAACUGUCGCAACCUCAGCUGUUGAAUGAUGUCUUUGCUGUAAAUGCUUCCACCAAUGGGAUGGUGAGCUUGCAGAAUGCCACCCAGUCACAGCAGCAGCCGAUACUUUUGCCUCCCACACGCAACGACUCAUUUAACAACUUUCCAAACGUGGAUGCGCAGAGUCACUCUACAAAUGCCACUGCAAGUGCUCCUAAUGACAACAUGACAGACUACUUGAUGCAGACAUUGCAGCACCAGAUGAAUGCAGUGAAUGCCUCAGCACCUUUCCCUGCUGCCAACCUCAGUACAGCAGAAAACGGCAGCUCUCUCCUGAUGGAUCUCCUCAACUCACCAGGCUCAGCUCAUCCAAUCAAUCCAUUGGAUCUGGACUUUGAUGAACAGAUGCAUGAUGUCAUUGCUGCUCUUGGAGAAGACUCUGAGUCCCUGAGUAAUGAAGAAGAUAGCGAUGGAUCCCUGUUUGAAGCUGAGGGUGCAUCAGGCUACUCAUCUGGCUCAGAUGAAGACGACUACAAGGGUGCUGCUGGAGGAUAUGGUUUCUCAAGAGGUCAUGAGAGGCAGUACGGGAGUGAUUCCAGCAAUAACAGCUACAGUGGUCAACCCCCUAAGAUGGAGAAUGUGAAGCACAACCAUUCCUAUGCUGCUCCCUCACAGUCCCAGAUGCAGAAUGGCAAUGGUGCACAAAACAUAAGCUUCAAUGGGACAAACGGCAACUACAUGAAGUUAAACCGUGACGAGAAACGUGCCAAGGCCCUCAAACUUCCAGUCUGCCUUGAAAAGAUCAUCAACCUGCCAGUCGAUUCCUUCAACGACCUGGUCAAGAAAUACGAGCUCACAGAUCCCCAGAUGCAGCUCGUCCGUGACAUCAGGAGGCGUGGAAAAAACAAAGUUGCCGCUCAGAAUUGCCGUAAACGUAAAAUAGAUGCCAUCCAGAUCGUGGAGUCAACGGUUGGUGAGCUGAGGAUGGAAAGGGACAAGUUGGUCAAAGAGCGUGACAGCAUUGACAAAGAAGUCAAUGAGAUGCAGCAGAGGUAUGCAGAACUCUGUGAAGAAGUCUUUGCCUCGGUUCAGGAUGAGCAUGGUAGCCCAGUUGAUCCCAAUGACUAUAACGUACAACAGAUGCCUGAUGGUACUGUCUACCUUGUCCCUCGCAAUAGCAAUCAAAGAGACAGUGAUGAGCAGUCCAUGUAACUUUGAUUCCAGAAACUCUUUAAAAAAGCUGUAAUAUGCUGCUGAUUCCAAGCUUCAAAAUUUUUUUUUUGAUGACAUCUUUGUUGAAUUUCAUUUUCAAUUGUAGAUUAUGUUCCAUUAAUUUUUGUUAUGUUUACAACUUUAAUAGCCUAAGGAAUAAGGAUUCCUAAUUGCUGUGGCAUUAUAUUUUUCCAUAUACAGUGUACAUAUCCACAAGAGGCAUAGCACAAAAGACCUAAAUUACUUUACGUCCCAAUUUCUGUAGUGCUUAUUUCUGUAUACACUUCAUGACUUCAAUUUAUUUUACUGUCUACACCUUUCCUUUUUGCAUUCAUGUUAACUCUUCCAGCUGACAUUUUUCAAUGCAGAACUCAUUUGAUAAUCAGGUUAUUCUAACCACACGAGGAGAGUAAAGAGAAAUAUCUUUCAUUCUUCUUUGUAAAAAAAAUAAUCUAAUUUUUAUUUUACCUCAAGGCUUACAUUACUUGUAUAUGUAUGAUGGAUAUUUUUUUCCCUCAUUGCAGAAACCUGUGUCUUAUUUUUGUAAUGACUGUUACAUGUAUGAGUUGUCGCAUUACGCACAUUCUGCAAGUAUGAUUGCUUAGUGGAGUUAUGUGUUUGAUAGUCCAGUGUUUUCCUAGGGACAGCUGUAGCUAAUAGAGAGCAAGAUUCGUCGGCCUGGGAGGUAAUGGGACUAGUAAUGAUGGUUGUGCCUCUAACAAAUCACUUCUGACUUGAAUAUUAAUCAUUGCAAUAUAUCUUCUCACAGACGAACCAUUCAUUCGAUGGUCAAACAAGUCGGUGGUAUGAAGGCAUCAAUUCUCAAAAUCUUGAGAUCCUUUGUGAUUGAAUCUGAUAUCAUAUAUUGUUGAUUUCUAUCAAACCUUCAAAGGAGUAUUAUUUCAAAUUAGCCUUAUUACAUCUUGUAGAAAUUACUUCAAGAUGCAAACAAGUUUGACAAUUGAAUAUUAUCAUUUUUUAAAGUCCAUGUGACAGAAAGAAUACAUUCAAAGUCUAUAAUUUGUUCAAAGCAAAUGAAGUUACCCAAAUUUUAAUUUUGAUCUUACUUUGAUGGGCUUCUCUUCUGCUAGCUAAAUGUAUCAUAUAUAUUGUUGUGUUAACCCUUGUGAUGUAUAUAUUUGUAAAUAGCAAAAGAAAGAUUAUUAUGCAAUGGAGUUUUCCAAUAAUAGAUGGUGAUAUUUGACUGAAAAGAGAGGAAAAGAAUUAUUUAUGACUUCAAUUGUUCAGUAGCGGAAGGAGUAAAAAUAUUCAUGUGGGAUGAUCACAGCAAUUUUGUUUUGUUACGUUUUUGGGUUUAUUUUUGUUCUUGUUGAUAUAUGGUGGAAAUCUUACCCACUGACUUUUUUAAUCUAUGCGUACAUGGGUAACAUACUCAUGAAAUAUAGUUCAAAUGAUAUUCUUGUACUUGUGGUGAUGGACAUGUCAGUGUUCCUGACAGAAAAACUAGGGAAAGUGUAAAUUUUGUUUUGAGUGUACUCGUAGACUUUGUCCGUCUCUAAACUUAACUUUUUUUUUCCAGCUCAACAGUAGAUAGAUACUGUACAUACAAUAUGUUAUAACAGGAUUCAAUAUCUUUGAAUUUGUAGAGAGUAAGGCUCUCUUGCAUUUUGUUUUGCAGAUUUUCAUCUUUAUAAGCUCCAUUAGAACAUUAAGAUUGUAAUACCUAGUGGGUUAGUUUUACAUUCACAUGUAUGUACUUCUUAUGCUUUUUAUUUGUAGAACCAUUAAACAGAUUUUGUAUUGUUCACUUUAAAAAAACAACUUCAUUUGUAUCCACAGAAGAGAUAUCGCAUGAACGAUCGUUUUUUGUUGAAUAAGAUAUUUUAUUAGCAAGAGAGGUGUUGAUAACAUGUACCUUAAAAUUCCUGCUAUUGUUGUACAUAUACAUAUUGAUUAUUGCAGAGAAAGAGAAAACUAAUAAAACAUGAUAAAAAUAAA